AUGGGUUUGCACAAGACGGCAGAUACAACCGUCAAUAGGCUUCGGAAGCCCAGAGAGGAGCACAGCCAGCUGGUGCGGGAGUGGGUGAGACAGAUCAGAGAUUUGUCCUACGACAUGGAGGACCUAUCGGAUGAAUACGUGCACCUUCUCGAACGCGUUGCUUUCGCCUUCACCACCCGAAUCCCCUCUCGCCGUCGGCUCGCAAAGCGUAUGCAGCACAUUAAUAGGAGUCUUCAGGAGAUGUACCGCCGGGCGUCACAGCUCGGCAUCCGGGGGCUGCCGUUCUCUGCUUCGUCUUCCUCAGGCAUGGAUGCAACUCUUGCUCGAAGGUUUGAGCUGGACGCGGAUGUUGUGGGCUUUGAAGAAGAUGUGGAAGUCAUCACGAAACAGCUUUGUGAUCUGGGCAGACAAGUCUUGACUACGAUCAUGAAGCAACUCAUGGGUCUGGAAUUCGAUCAGGUUCAGGAUAUGGAUGAACAAGAGAUGAAGAAGGAAAUCAAGGUGCACUUACAAGGGACAAAGCUUGCGAAGAGCUUGCAACGCAUCAAUAGGAAUCUUCAAGAGACGUCCAAGCAUGCAUCCGAGCUUGGCAUCCAAGGUAUUCCAUCCUCGUCUUUGUCUCCUAUCAAGGACACAAAUCUUUCUCUUAGAUAUGAUGUAGCAGAGGAUGUGGUAGGCUUUGACCACGAUAUCCAAGUCAUCACGUAUCAGCUAUGUGAUCUCCAUGUAACACGACGUGCCGUCAUUUCCAUCGUCGGCAUGGGUGGUUCGGGCAAAACCACACUUGCCAACAAAGUCUACAAUAGCCAAGCCGUCAAAGAUCAUUUUCAGUGUCGGGCAUGGAUAGUUGUGUCACAAUCGUAUACGGCUAGAGAACUCUUGACCAAUAUCAUGAAGGAAACUAUGAAUAUAGGCAACGGUCAAACUAGGGAAAUGGAUGAACGAGAGAUGAAGAACAAGAUCAGGGAGCAUUUAAAAGGAACAAGGUAUCUGGUGGUGAUGGAUGAUAUCUGGAAGGUUUCAGAUUGGGAAACAAUCAAGACAGCCUUUCCCGAAGAAUUCACAGCAUCGCGAGUACUGCUCACCACACGUAAAAUGGAUGUUGCCGAAACUGCAGACCCGGACAGGCCUCCGCACCAUCUCAAACUUCUCGAGUCGGAGGAAAGUUGGAAUUUGUUCUGCAAAAAAGCAUUUUCUAAUGCAUGUUGCCCACCUCAUUUGCAGCAUCUUCAGGAUAAAAUCAUUCAAAAAUGUGGCGGAUUACCUCUGGCGAUCGUGGUUUUAGCCGGGCUGCUACGGAGGAAGCAUGAAGCUUACGAGUGGAGCCAAACCUUGGAACGUAUUUCUCAUGCACCUAACAAAACCGAUGAUCAAACUCACAAAAUAUUAGCUCUCAGUUACAAUGAUCUACCUCAUCAUCUCAAGUCUUGCUUUCUUUAUUUUUCUGCAUUCCCCGAGGACUACGACGUCGACGCUGAAAGGUUGAUGUGUUUAUGGAUUGCCGAGGGUUUCGUAGGAUCAGACCUGGAGGGUCAAACAAUGGAGGACCUGGCAGAGAUGUAUUUGAUAGAGCUUAUCAACAGGUGCAUGAUACAGGUGGGAAGAAGGAAUGAGAUUGGGAGUGUGGGAUCUGUUCGAGUCCAUGAUCUACUGCUAGACCUGGCUCGUUAUGAAGCUAGAAAACUCAAUUUUUGCAGAUCCAUUAGCGACAAAGGCGAUUCAACUGAUCUACGACGUCUUAGUAUCACAGAUGAUGAAGGCGUGCAUCAAUAUACAUCACUCGGUUUCUCUAUCCCUAAACUACGGUCGCUUCUUUUCCUCCUUAAAUAUGAUGUCGAUAUGCCAAGCAAAUCUAUGAUUCAUGGAUCCAAGUUUCUCAGGGUGUUGGACCUCCAGCGUGUUUAUAUUGAAAGCCCAAGUGAGAUCGGAGACCUGAUCCUAUUGAGGUACUUAAACCUGUCAUUUUCAGAAGUAAAGGAAUUGCCUUCAUCUAUUGGAAAUCUUUGCCAUCUACAGACCUUCAUCGCUUUGGGUUAUAAUUUGAGGAUACCAAGUUCAUUUUGGAAGAUCCAAACACUAUGA
Musa acuminata AAA Group (dessert banana) is the source of this 2082-nucleotide messenger RNA. Its product is annotated as putative disease resistance RPP13-like protein 3. Gene Ontology annotation, molecular function: ADP binding. Gene Ontology annotation, biological process: defense response to other organism. The transcript is spliced from 6 exons. The record is from RefSeq and is a predicted model, not a curated record. Bases 1 to 2082 code for a protein of 693 amino acids. NCBI's taxonomy places the organism in Eukaryota, Viridiplantae, Streptophyta, Magnoliopsida, Zingiberales, Musaceae.